This is a messenger RNA of Elephantulus edwardii (Cape elephant shrew), 2458 nucleotides long. RefSeq names its product methylmalonyl CoA mutase (gene MMUT). Gene Ontology annotation, molecular function: methylmalonyl-CoA mutase activity; cobalamin binding; metal ion binding. The record is from RefSeq and is a predicted model, not a curated record. The transcript has 12 exons. The coding region runs from base 35 to 2287 and encodes 750 amino acids. NCBI's taxonomy places the organism in Eukaryota, Metazoa, Chordata, Mammalia, Macroscelidea, Macroscelididae. Gene Ontology annotation, cellular component: mitochondrion.
UCAAAUUCCUUUUGAGUGAUUUCCAUGCCACAUCAUGUGGAGGGCUCAGACUCAGCUUUUUUUGCUUUCACCUCACCGCCUGAAGCACGUGAAAGAAUCAUCAUGUUCCAGUCUGAUAUGGCAGCGCCUUCUACAUCAGCAACAACCUCUUCACCCAGAAUGGGCCACCCUGGCUAAAAAGCAGCUGAAAGGCAAAAACCCAGAAGACCUAAUAUGGCAUACCCCAGAGGGGCUAUCCAUCAAGCCUUUGUAUUCCAGCAGGGAUACUAAGGAGUUACCUGAGGAACUUCCAGGAGUGAAGCCAUUCACACGGGGACCUUAUCCCACCAUGUAUACCUAUAGGCCUUGGACCAUCCGCCAAUAUGCUGGCUUUAGUACGGUGGAAGAAAGCAACAAGUUCUAUAAGGAUAAUAUUAAGGCUGGUCAACAGGGAUUAUCAGUUGCCUUUGAUCUGGCAACCCAUCGUGGCUAUGACUCAGACAACCCCCGUGUGCGUGGUGAUGUUGGCAUGGCUGGAGUUGCUAUUGACACUGUAGAAGACACCAAAAUUCUCUUUGAUGGAAUUCCUUUAGAAAAAAUGUCCGUUUCUAUGACUAUGAAUGGAGCAGUUAUUCCAGUUCUGGCAAAUUUUAUAGUAACUGGAGAAGAACAAGGUGUACCCAAAGAGAAACUUACUGGCACAAUCCAAAAUGACAUACUUAAAGAGUUCAUGGUCAGAAAUACCUACAUUUUUCCUCCAGAACCAUCUAUGAAAAUUAUUGCUGACAUCUUCCAGUAUACAGCAAAGCAUAUGCCAAAGUUUAAUUCCAUUUCAAUUAGUGGGUACCACAUGCAGGAAGCAGGGGCUGAUGCCAUUCUGGAACUGGCCUAUACUAUCGCAGAUGGAUUGGAGUAUUGUCGAACUGGACUCCAGGCUGGACUGACAAUUGAUGAAUUUGCACCAAGAUUGUCUUUCUUCUGGGGAAUUGGGAUGAACUUUUACAUGGAAAUAGCAAAGAUGAGAGCUGGAAGAAGACUGUGGGCUCACUUAAUAGAGCAGAUGUUUCAGCCUAAAAACUCUAAAUCUCUUCUUCUAAGAGCACACUGCCAGACAUCAGGAUGGUCGCUUACUGAACAGGAUCCUUAUAAUAACAUCAUUCGUACUGCAAUAGAAGCAAUGGCAGCAGUGUUUGGAGGGACUCAGUCUUUGCACACGAAUUCAUUUGAUGAAGCCUUGGGUUUGCCAACUGUCAAGAGUGCUCGAAUUGCCAGAAACACCCAGAUCAUCAUUCAAGAAGAGUCUGGGAUUCCCAAAGUAGCCGAUCCUUGGGGAGGUUCAUAUAUGAUGGAAUCUCUCACUAAUGAUGUGUAUGAUGCUGCCUUGAAGCUCAUAAAUGAAAUUGAAGAAAUGGGGGGAAUGGCCAAAGCUGUAGCUGAGGGGAUACCCAAACUAAAAAUUGAAGAAUGUGCUGCUCGAAGACAAGCUAGAAUAGAUUCUGGUUCUGAAGUUAUUGUUGGCGUAAAUAAGUACCAACUGGAGAAAGAGGAAUCUGUGGAAGUUUUGGCUAUUGAUAACACUUCAGUACGUAACAAACAGAUUGAAAAACUCAAGAAGGUCAAAUCCAGCAGGGAUCAAGCUUUGGCUGAACGGUGUCUGGCUGCACUCACGGCUUGUGCUGCCAGCGGAGAUGGAAAUAUUCUGGCCCUGGCUGUGGAUGCAGCUCGAGCGAGAUGUACAGUUGGAGAAAUCACAGAUGCCAUGAAAAAGGUCUAUGGUGAACAUAGAGCUAAUGAUCGGAUGGUGAGUGGAGCUUAUCGCCAGGAAUUUGGAGAAAGUAAAGAGAUAUCCUUUGCUAUCAAGAGGGUUCACAGCUUCAUGGAACGUGAAGGUCGCAGACCUCGUCUUCUUGUGGCAAAAAUGGGACAAGAUGGUCAUGACAGAGGAGCAAAAGUUAUUGCUACAGGCUUUGCUGAUCUUGGUUUUGAUGUCGACAUAGGCCCUCUUUUUCAGACACCUCGUGAAGUGGCGCAGCAGGCUGUGGAUGCAGACGUGCAUGCUGUGGGUGUGAGCACCUUAGCGGCUGGUCAUAAAACCUUAGUUCCUGAGCUCAUCAAAGAACUCGGUUCCCUUGGACGGCCAGAUAUUCUUGUCAUGUGUGGAGGCGUCAUACCACCACAGGAUUAUGAAUUUCUCUUUGAUGUUGGAGUUUCCAAUGUAUUUGGUCCUGGGACUCGAAUUCCAAAAGCUGCAGUUCAAGUGCUUGAUGAUAUUGAGAAGUGUUUGGAAAAGAAACAACAGUCAAUAUAAAACUCUGUAUUCAUUAUUUUUUUUCUUCAAGUAUUUAAAAAAUUCUGAUCAGUAAUAAGGAAAAGCCAUGUCUUCAGUUUAAUUCUGUACCUGAUAAACAUUUUUCCUGAAAACUUUACAUUAAAAUACCUGACUUGUGAAAUGUGGUCAUGCUAUAAGUACAUGUGCAUA